This is a messenger RNA of Homalodisca vitripennis (glassy-winged sharpshooter), 333 nucleotides long. RefSeq lists its product as uncharacterized. Lineage: Eukaryota; Metazoa; Arthropoda; Insecta; Hemiptera; Cicadellidae. The transcript has 3 exons. Bases 1 to 333 code for a protein of 110 amino acids. The record is from RefSeq and is a predicted model, not a curated record.
AUGAGUGAUUGUGUCGUUUGCGACUAUCUUCUGCCUGAUGGAUCUACGGAGGGCAGCACAUGGUUCGCUGUUGGAGAUAUACAAAAAAUUCCAACGAAUGCAACAAUUGACCUGCUCAAGAAGAAGAUAGAAAAUCUCAAGUGCAGUUUCAGACGGGAAUUGAGGAAGGUAAGAGCCAGUGAAACAACUGGAGCUGGCAGCAGCCAGAUAUAUACACCACGUCUCUGGUUCUAUGAACUCAUGUCAUUCUUGGAAGAGAAGGAGAUGAUCAGAGAAGGAUUGGAUACUCUGGAAGAAGACGAGUCACAAAUGGAUGCUGUGGUAAGCAAUUAG